Messenger RNA from Grus americana (Whooping crane), 3380 nucleotides. Its product is annotated as KIAA1614 ortholog. Gene Ontology annotation, molecular function: protein kinase C binding. The record is from RefSeq and is a predicted model, not a curated record. Gene Ontology annotation, biological process: centrosome cycle; establishment or maintenance of cell polarity; regulation of cellular localization. The transcript has 9 exons. Bases 257 to 3262 code for a protein of 1001 amino acids. NCBI's taxonomy places the organism in Eukaryota, Metazoa, Chordata, Aves, Gruiformes, Gruidae. Gene Ontology annotation, cellular component: nucleus; apical plasma membrane; cell cortex.
UGCCCCGGCGUGGGGUGCGCGCUUCGGGGGCGCGCGGAGGAGGAGGAGGAGGCCCAGGCGGGAGGCAGGGCUGGCCACGGCCCCACAGCCCAGCCAAGUGGCUGAGCUCGGGCUCGGCUGAAGGGGCUGGGAUUUGCUGGUUUGUCCUUUUUUUUUUUUUUUUUUAAUUUUUUUUUUUCCCUCCCCUGCUUCCUUCCCUUCUUCCGCCUUCUUCUCCUUCUCCCCAGCCCUCUCCCGAUGCUGCUCCGGGGGGCGCAUGGAGGGGGGCUCUCCUGCUGAGACCUGGCGGGUGCCACGGCCCCCCAAACAGCACAGCCCGAGCAGAAGCCAAACCCCUGCCCCGCUGGAGCGCCCCGAGGCCGCCCGCGGCCCCCACGCCAUCCUGGAGAGCAAGGUGAAGGCGCUGAAGGAGAAGCGGGGGGGUGGCCGGCCGGGGACCCCCGCGGCCACCCCCGAGCGCCUCUCGUCCAAGAAGCCCCGUUCCCGUCGGGGGAAGCCGGGGCCGGACGUGGUGGCGGUGGAGCCGCGGGCUCAGCUCCGCACCUACCUGACGGACGGGCUGCUGGACGGCGGGGAGCCUGUGGCCGGUGGCCCCCCAGCUCCGGCCCCCCAUGCUGGCACCCCGGGGCUCUGGCGGGUGCCGGCACCCAAGGAAGGUGUGCCGGGAGGCACCGAGCUCCCCCGGGACGAGGGCAGCGGGUCCCAGGGCCCUGCCUCCCCCCACGAGACACCUCCCCUGGAAGAAGAGGCACGAACCCCGCUGCAGGACCGGGGGGGUCCCUCUGUGUCCCCCACCGCGGCAGAGGGCUGGGAGAGGCUCUCACUGGCCGAGCGGGUGGAGAGGAACCGGCGGCUGCUGCAGGAGGUGCUGGGCCUCGCCGCACCCGAGGUGCCAGCGAGCGACGGGGACUGGGACUCGGGGGUCUCGCUGCAGGACGCCGAGGGCUGCAGGGCCUUUGUCCCCGGGCAGGAGCUUGAGCUGAGCCCGCGGCACGAGCAGGCCAAGCAGCUGCUGCAGCGCGCCCGCAUGAAGGCUCGGACGAACCCGCUGCGCGCCAGCCACGACAUCCUCCUCCUCCCCGCCGCUGCCCCGCGCCCCAGGGAGCCCAGCGGGAGGCCAAGCGUCACCCCGCGGGACGGCGGGAGCCUGAGCGACUCGUCGAGCGGGGAGUCGAGCUGCGGGCGGCCGCGGCGGCCACGGGGACCCUCCCCAUCCCGCGUCCGCUUCGAGGACGAGUCGGCCCGUGACGCCGAGGUGCGGUACCUGGAGCGGCUGCAGCUGCGGCACCGACGGGCGCUGGGCUCGGCGCUCUCCUCGCCGGAGCCGGCUGGUGGCGGGCAGCCGUGGGACGGGUCCGGCCGGCCCAAAGCCCGGAGCGGUGACCUCGUGGCCGGGGGCAAGUGCAGCGCCUGCGGCUCCUUCCUCAGUGCUGCCGCCAGCCGAGGCACAGACACGCCAGCAGGCACCAACGUGGCCGAAAGCAGCCCUGCGGCACAAGGAAGCAUCCCAGGGGAUAGCGGGGGGCCAAGCGCUGCCCGACCGGAGCCCAAAACCAGGCCUCUGGGCCCCCGGGGGUCCCCGCUGUGGAUCCUCCCCUCCCGGCAGCGCAUCCACACUGAGAAGAUCAAGGAGACGUACAUCGGGGACGUCACCUACGUCGAUGAGGUGGACUCAGCCCUGGAGAGCACCGACACCUCUGACGGCUGCCGGACAGACAGCGAGGAGGCAGGACCCCGCAGCCCUCACCCGCGGGGGCACCGGGACCCCCGGGCUCGCGGGCACAAGCCCUUCUGUGUCCCCACGCAGCCGGAGGCGAGGGCUGGGAAGGGGACGUGUGUGGCCGGCGGUGGCCCCCGCACCGGGGACGGGGGCUCGGUAGGCACCGCAAGCCAGCCGGGGGCCGUUUGCCCCCUGCCACCGGUGAGAGCCAGCAGCCAGGAGGAGGGGGACCCCCUCCAGCAUCCAGGAGGGAGCGAAGGGGUGGGAAGCACCGCUCGCCCCCCGCAGCAGCCUGGAGAGCCCCCGGACCCCUCCUCGCAGCGGGGGGCUGGCACCCCAGUGCCGGGCACCCACGUCCCCGCUCCCCCCCCCACCAAGAAGGCCUGCUCCCAGGUGCCUUGCAGGAAAGCCCUCUUCUCUGGCGGCAGCCGCCGGGUGUCCGGCCAAGGAGCGCGGGGCCCAGAGCCCGAUGGUGGGAGCUCUGCGCCCCCCCAGCCCGGGGGCACGGCAGGGCCGGGGGAGCAGCGGGGUCCCUGCAGCCCCAGGUGGCUCCCGGGGAGCCCCCUCCGUGCCUUGUCCACCAACAACUGCAACAACACCCACGGGCAGGACACCCCGGGGACGGGCAGAGGUAAGAGACCGGUGUCCAGGGGUGCCAGGGGUGGGGGGGGCCCAACGAGGCGGGGACGUGACUGUCUCACUGCGGUUACAGGGGCACCAUGCCAGCCCGCUGCCGGCACCGUCGUCCCCACGUCCCAGGAGGCCGCUCGUCCCCCCGAGGAGGCAGCCGGGAUGCCCGGAGCACAGCAGCAGCGGCGGCACCCGGCUGGGAGCGCGGCACACGGGGAGCCGGGGCGGCCGGCGAGCCGCAAGGGCAGCAGCGCUUCGGCGUUGGGGCUGAAGAAGCUCCUGUGCAGCCUGAGCCAGAGCACCAAGCAGCGCCUGGGCCGCUUCCGCUGCUACAGCAUGGAGCAGCUCCCGGCCCCCGGUGACACCCCCCGGGACGGCCCCGGCAUGAAGAAGUCACCUUCCCUGCAGUCCCUGCGGCUGGUGUCACCCUUCUGCCAGCCCCAAAAAGCCACCUCUGUCCAGAGCCUGCACCCCCUCCUGGGCAAGGCACCCCGUGCCAGCGCCUACCUCCUGCCCCAGGCCACGACCGACAGGAAGGGGGGCUCGGGGCCGCGGCGCUCGCUGAGCGUGGAGGACAUCGGGGCGCCCGGGCGGCUGCGUGCGGUGGGACGCGUGGUGGAGGUCUUCCCCGACGGCACCAGCCAGCUGGAGCUGCAGCGGCCCCCCCAUGGCGCCUUCGGGUUUUGUGUCACCUCCGGGCACGGCCGGCCUGACACAGGUGUCUACGUGCAGGAGAUGGCGGACGCGGGCACGGCCAAGCUGUACGCGGGGCUCCUGGGCGUGGGGGACGAGAUCCUGCAGGUCAAUGGGGCGGCCGUCUCAGGGCUGGGGCUGGCCCGCAUCCGCGAGCUGCUGCUCCAGUCGGACACCCUGUCCCUCCGCGUGCUCAGGCACCGCCCGGCACCCCGGUAGCCCUGGCACGGCUCCCGGGAAGUCUGGCGCAAGGAGGAGGACAUCCAGCCGACAUCCUGGGAUGCUGCGUGACGGCACGGCAUGGACCAAGCUGCCCCGCAGCGACCUGCCCUGCUUG